Aspergillus piperis CBS 112811 is the source of this 1274-nucleotide messenger RNA. RefSeq names its product putative beta-1,6-glucan biosynthesis protein (Knh1). The record is from RefSeq and is a predicted model, not a curated record. Gene Ontology annotation, cellular component: extracellular region. Gene Ontology annotation, biological process: (1->6)-beta-D-glucan biosynthetic process; cell wall biogenesis; fungal-type cell wall organization. Lineage: Eukaryota; Fungi; Ascomycota; Eurotiomycetes; Eurotiales; Aspergillaceae. The transcript is spliced from 4 exons. Bases 95 to 889 code for a protein of 264 amino acids.
UCUCUGGCCAUCUUCCCUCUUUUGAUUUACUUGUCCACGCUCGAUUUUUCUGGCAUCUGUGUUCCUUUUUCCUCCCCUCUUUCUUGCUCUUCCCAUGAUGAGACUCGCGCGCACAGUGGUAUACUUUGCGCUAUCGUUUCUCCCAACUGCUUUCGCAGAUAUCGAGUUCAUCGAACCAGCAGCCGGUGCGGUCAUCAGAGCUGGGGAUGUGGUUACUGCUCACUGGAGGGACUCUGGCGCAUUACCUCGACUUGCUUCCCUCGUACAGUAUGACCUCUAUCUUUGUGCAGGCGGAGACACAGAAGGAUCCAAUGAGGAUGUAGCUCUCCUCGUCAAAGACGCGCUCUUUACCAGGGGCAAUUCAGUUUCAUUCAAGAUUGAUCCUGAGGUUGGCGGCAAUGAUGCGAACGCAUACUUUUUUAGGAUUGCCGCUUCUGGUCCUGAAACCUCUGUUGUCAACUACUCGGAUCGCUUCACCCUCACGAACAUGACCGGCUCAUUCUCACCGACUGUCCUAAAUGGAAUUCAUUCGGCCAUCUACUCUACAGACUCCUUCCCUUCGAGCCUUGAGGAUGACAAUCACGAAGAACUACGAAAGAGACAGGUGGCUGGGCCCUUCACGAUUCCCUAUCAGUUGCAGACUGGACCUACAAGAUACGCACCCAUGGCUAAGAAGCCUGGAAGUACAAUUCCGGCGGGAACACCAACACCCCAAUAUCCAACGAGCGCGUAUUCUGUUGCUACAACUUAUCUACCUCAGGCUACCGUUCAGAUGACACUGUCCGCCUCAGAAACAUACUCCGUCGUUAGCAUUGAAAAUACAGCUUCUCCUGCACCACAUGCUGGAGAUACUAAAAUGAAGCGGUUUUUGGAAAGAUGGAAAGAUUGAGGCGUAUGGCGGUUCUGGCUUGUAAGGUCUGGACUGUCAAUACUUGUUGCUCGAUCACUCCAUGGCUUCCUUUGUACUUAGUACGCUCCCUGUCCUAUGCCUCAAUAUUCCUACAUAUUGAUGGCUUGUAUGUGGCAUUUCCGGACUGGCAGACUGGAGCUUGGGAAUACGAGUUAUACCUAACUCCAGGCAUUUCCCAGCUAUGUAUGUUUACACCAAAGUGGUUACUAUAUUGGUCAACGCUGGCCUCUUGGUGUUUAUCGGAAACACCAAGCCUACUACAUAUAUGUUUAAAUUCUUGGAAAAUAAGCAAAGCUCUAGUCCCUUCCAUUGUUUAGCCUAUACUUUUGUUAUAUGCAAUUCUAAUUAUAUGAUUGUCUGUUAC